AAAAAAAAAAAAUACUGACGUGGAAUUAACUCAUUUUCUCACCAAAGCAUUAAAUUUUCGGCCCAAUCCUCCGAAAUCUCAAUACCUUAAUUUUUUCUUCCCUUUUUCCUGUUCCUAGUGUAAUGCUUUGGAAAACGAUUCUGUCGAUCCUCGAUCCAAAAUCCUAAACACCGAUGGCACAGAAGCCCUAACUUCCUCAGUUCUCCAUCCCCCAUUGCCGUGCGUCGCCUCCUCCCCCCUCACCCACCGACGACGCUAAUCUCUCGCUCGACUUCUUGAAAAUCGCGAUCGAAACACGCACACAUAGAAAUUUCCAUAUGCCAUACAUCUUCAUCGUUUUUAUAAUCACAUGAAAGAGUGAAACAGAUUGAAGAGUGAGUUAUGGUAGGCCAAGAGAAUGUCAAGCAGCUCGAAGACUGCUCAGUGGCCAACGCACUGGGAACAUGGGUUUUUUCAGUAGCAGGGGCUUUACUUGCAAUUCCAGUGGGUAUAAAAAGGAAAUCUUUAGCACCCCUUGUGUUCUUUGGCACAACUGGUACUAUGCUUGAUAUCAUCAUGGGAAUUUCUGCCUGUGAAAGAGAACAUGCAGAACGGCAAAUGAAGCUACUAGAAGCUCAAAAUUCUGCAGCUGAUGCUUCUCUUACCGAGACAGUAUCUGAGUCUUGACAUCAAGCUGAUAUUUCCAUAUGCCUCACGUUUGGCAGCUGUCAGUUUGUUCGAUUUUCUUGGCUGUAAAAGACAAAAUACUUCUUCGAUCAUCCUUUAUUGAAACGGUAUCUCUUUCCUUUGUUUUGA
Messenger RNA from Carya illinoinensis, 795 nucleotides. RefSeq lists its product as uncharacterized. The coding region runs from base 382 to 666 and encodes 94 amino acids. The transcript has 3 exons. The record is from RefSeq and is a predicted model, not a curated record. Lineage: Eukaryota; Viridiplantae; Streptophyta; Magnoliopsida; Fagales; Juglandaceae.